AUGGCACUAACAAUUAUACUCAGUAAUAUAGACUCUGUUAUGGCAAUGGCAUAUCAUAAGUGCAUUACAGUCAACACCAAUAAUAUGAAGCUUGUUCUUGGCAUUGGUGCCAAAAUCAGAUCAAACUAUUUUGGUCUGAUUGAUACACCUGAUCACCCUGCCCCUGCUGCCACUAUCCACUGCCUGUGUGCUACCCCUGCCCCACUAACUACUGCUGCUGCCACUUCAUCACCAUCACCACUAUUCACCACCAUCUCUCUGUCUCCCUCCAGUGCUGUCAGAGUUUCUGCCUGUCAAAUGGCAGAUAUUAGAGCCCCUGUCUGGUUCACAAAGCCAGUUCUGGAGGAGCAGGAGAAGAAGGAGAAGAAGAAGAAGAAGAAGAAGAAGAAAAAGUAG
This is a messenger RNA of Coccidioides immitis RS, 396 nucleotides long. RefSeq lists its product as uncharacterized. The coding region runs from base 1 to 396 and encodes 131 amino acids. Lineage: Eukaryota; Fungi; Ascomycota; Eurotiomycetes; Onygenales; Onygenaceae. The record is from RefSeq and is a predicted model, not a curated record. The transcript has a single exon.